Frankliniella occidentalis (western flower thrips) is the source of this 1432-nucleotide messenger RNA. RefSeq lists its product as uncharacterized. The annotation marks the transcript as partial. The transcript has 4 exons. The record is from RefSeq and is a predicted model, not a curated record. NCBI's taxonomy places the organism in Eukaryota, Metazoa, Arthropoda, Insecta, Thysanoptera, Thripidae.
GCGCGCUGGGCUUCAGCGGCGGCCCCGUCUACGUCGGCCCCCAGGGGUCGUCGUCGCCGUCUUCGCAGGCCGCACCGGCCGUGGACGCCGGCCUGAGGACGACGCAGACCGUGUACGGCUUCCUCGACUUCACCACGACCAUCGGCAACACCGUGAUGGUGUUCUCGCCGCAGAGCGCGCCCGCGCCCACCACGCCGGGCCCGUCCACGACGACGCCCGCCGCCGUCAUUGAGACGAGGCCGCCCCCCGCGGCCGCGGCCCCGGCGCCCGCCUCCAUCCAGCCCAGCAGGCCGACCGCCACCAAGCAGCCCGCCGUGCUGUCCAGCGUGGUGGAGGUCCGCGGCGGCGACUCCCCUGUCUUCAAGCCGGAGGGGCCCGUGCUCUCCAGCAAGGUGGAGGUGCGCGAGGGCGGCGUGUCCUCGGCGGCCGUCCCCGCCUCGCCCUCCGCCAAGGUGAUCCUGUCCAGCGUGGUGGAGGUCAAGGAGGCCCCCAAGAUCCUGUCCAGCAUCGUCGAGGUCAAGGAGGCCGUGAGCGUGGCGGCCCCCAAGGUGCUGUCCAGCGUGGUGCAGGUGUUCGGCGGUGAAGCCCACACACUGCCGCCUCCCAAGGUGUCCGUGCUGACGUCCUCGCACGACGAGCCCGCCAUCUCCGGGAACAACCUGGUCAUCGGGCCAGAGUACGACUUCCUCUCGCGACAGCCCUCUGAAGUCGUGGACGAAACUUACAAGGUGAUCGACCUGAGACCGAGCGCCAAGCACAAGUCCCCCGCCGGCCCCCGCAGUCGCGUCAACGUGGUCGUGUCCUCGCACGUGGCCGAGGCCCCUAGCGGUCCCUCCGGACCCUCUGGGCCCGCGCCCGCCCCCGCGCACUCCGGCCCACACAAGCCGCACCCCACCGGCCUCGUCACCAAGCUGGGCGGCACCGUCGUGAAGGAGGGUGUCACUACCGUCCACGAGACGUCCGUCAUCGGCACCUUCAUCUCCGGCAAGUACGCCCAGGUCCUGGAGAGCACGUCGCACGUGAUCCCGCCGAAGCAGAAGGCCGCGGCGGCCGCCGGCCCCGGCAUCAAGCCGACGGCUGCGCAGGCGCGCAUCCUCAAGACGGCCGCGCCCACCGCCAAGCAGCUGCGCCACAACCUGGACCCGACGCCGGCGGCCUCGGCGCACGAGGAGACGGCCGUGCUGCCCCUGGAAGCCCUCUUCAGCCAGCCCGCGAGCGGCGCCAGCCACAACCAGGUGCGGCCCGCGCGCCGCUCGGGCGGGCCCUCCGCCAAGAACGAGUUCAAGGCGCGCCUGAGCCAGGGCCGCGCCGGCCGCCUGGGGUCCUCGCGGGAGGUGGACGCUGCCGACGAGGAGCAGGACAUCCAGGAGCAGGAGCACGACGACCAGCAGGGCCCCAGCUACAAGAACAAGCAGCGCCAGCGCGGCUUCAG